This is a messenger RNA of Venustampulla echinocandica, 2091 nucleotides long. RefSeq lists its product as uncharacterized. The coding region runs from base 1 to 2091 and encodes 696 amino acids. NCBI's taxonomy places the organism in Eukaryota, Fungi, Ascomycota, Leotiomycetes, Helotiales, Pleuroascaceae. Gene Ontology annotation, biological process: piecemeal microautophagy of the nucleus; macroautophagy; multivesicular body membrane disassembly. Gene Ontology annotation, molecular function: glycerophospholipase activity. The record is from RefSeq and is a predicted model, not a curated record. The transcript has 2 exons.
AUGGCUCUUCCACGGCAUCCAACUCCAAAGUGCACCUCUGCCGGCAGAGUCACGUCCCGAAUGCUGCUUUCGUUCCUCUUGUCGGCCCCCAUCGCCACCGCUUGGAACGAUGCCGCACGUCAACAACAUCAGCAAUACCCACCGCCUCCAAUACCGCCCAUAUUCCCAUCCCUUCCUCCCGACACACAACCCCAUAGCCCUGGGGGGGAGAAUGCGCAUGUAUUUAGCUUACGCCAUGUCUUCCACCAGGACCUCAACCGCCCGGCCGAUCACCUGCGGCUCGAUGUGCCAAAGUCAGCAUCGGCAGUGUGGAUAGAGUCAGAAUCGGAGGACGGCACAUUAGAGGAAGUAGACCGGCCACUGUUGGUUCGGAGUAGCCCGAUGACUAUACAUCGAUUAAAGGAUCGACGCCCCUCUGUCGUGGACCCUAUGGUGGCUGCUGCCCGGGAAUACAAUCAAGUCUGGGCCUCCUCUCCACAAGCGUGGACCUUUGACGAAGUCCUCGGCCCAGAUGUCACCGAUAGAGACACCGUCUUAACUUUCGCUCAAAUGGCGGCAAACGCUUACGUUGACACUCCGGGUCAAGGGGACUGGAAAGACGUUAAUGGAGGGUUUAACCGAACCGAUGAUCGCGGUUUUGGCUGGGAAAGUGAUGGGUUGCGAGGCUAUCUCUAUGCCGACGAGGAUUACUCGACGAUAGUAAUCGGCUUAAAGGGCACAACCCUCGCCAUAUGGGAUGGUGACGGCACGACAACGAACGAUAAAGAGAACGACAACCUUUUCUUUAGUUGUUGCUGUGGGCAGCAAGGAAGCACGUUUUAUCGUACCGUUUGCGACUGCGCUACAGGAACAUAUACCUGCAACUUGACUUGCCUGAAGAGAAGUUUAACGAAGGAGAAUCGAUACUACGCUGCCGCUCGACAUUUAUACAACAAUGUUACCGCGCUGUACCCAAACUCUAAUGUUUGGAUGUCUGGCCACUCGCUAGGAGGUGCUGUGAGUGCUAUGAUCGGCCUAACUUAUGGCAUACCUGUCCUCACGUUCCAAGCCGUACCAGACGCCUUACCAGCAAACAGAUUAGGCCUCCCUGUUCUGCCGGGCACAGAUCCUGAUCGGCCAGGACAGCGCGACUACACUGGAGCUUUCCACUUCGGACAGAAUGCCGAUCCCAUCUUUAUGGGUACGUGUAAUGGUGCCACAGCUAGCUGCUCCUAUGCUGGUUAUGCGUUAGAGAGCGCCUGCCACACUGGGCGAGAAUGCGUCUUCGAUGUGGUCAAUGACAAUUCAACAAGAGUAUCUAUUAUUACACACAGAAUUAUAUGGGUGAUUAACAAUGUGCUAAAGAAAUACACCACGGUGCCUGAGUGUAAAUUUACGCCAGAGUGCUAUGAUUGCCCAUUAUGGAAAGAAGUUACAGGCAAUAGCAGUUUAACUACUUCAUCGACUUCGAGCUCCACAAGAACCAAAACGCGGACUUCGACCUGUCAGACUCCUGGUUGGUGGGGAUGUCUUGACGAGACUACAACAGGAUCUACCACGACGACUAGCAGUAGCACUACCACGACAACGUCGACGUCAACUUGCAAGACUCCAGGAUGGUUUGGUUGCAAUGAUGAGACUACGACAACUAGUCAACGAGUUACAACCACCAUGUCCACGGCUACAUCAACAUCAGCAACCACCACAAGUUCAUCGAUGACAUGUGAAACACCUGGGUGGUUUGGUUGUAAUGACCCGACCACGACACCCCCUGGUUCCACUUCGCGAACUUCGGUACAGUGCAAAACACCUGGGCUAUUCUGGGGAUGCCAUGACCAGACUGCUACGGCAACACUAUCGCACCCUAUCACAUCACCUCCUCCAUUGCCGACCUCGACAAGAGCAAAUCCUACCGCAAGCCGGACGACAAGCCAUUCUUGUACAUCUUCGGCCUGGUUUGGAUUGAUAUGCGUCGAUCCGUCACCUGUCACUACUCCAAGUUCGAUCCCUAAUGAUCCUUCCCAUGGGAAAUCCUAUUGUGUGCGUCGAAAUUGGCUUGGUUUCUGUACAGAAUGGUCGAAUAUGACCAACCCUCCCAAAGAAGAAAUCUAG